AUGAAGACCAAGAGACUGAUUCAAUCCCUUGCCCAGGCCCAUUUACACCCCUCUAGCAUUGUAAAGGAGCAGAAUGGCGCUGUAAUGGGCCUCCAACGAAGAAGUACAGUAAAAGAUGAAGAGAGUGGCUACAAUAAAAACCUAUUUUGCAUCCCUAAACAUUAUGAAGAAGACCUAGAAAGAGUCUUUAUUCCUCAUGGUCUCCUCUGGGAUAGGUAUGAAGAUGAUAAAUUUAGGGGAGAUGACCAUAUUGUUGUGCUCUGUGUCCUUAAAGGGGGCUAUAAAUUCUUUGCUGAUUUGCUGAAUGUAAAAAGCACUAAAUUGUGAAACACUGAUAAAUCUGUACCUAUUACUGUGAAUGUUGUUAGACUAAAAAGCUACUGUAAUGGUUCAGCUACAGAAAAAGUCAAUACUGUGGAAGAAGAACCGCCUGCAUUAAAUGGAAAGGACAUUAUUGAGACUGGUAGAACAAUGCAGACACUGCUUUCAAAAUUAAAGGUUUACAAGUCAAAGAUGGUAAAGGCAGGUUCACAGAUUCUAAAUGUAUCUCCAUGGCCUUGCUGCUUUGGAGGCAGACACGCUUUGCUAUUUAAAAGGACACCUCAAAGUUCAGGAUACAGAUCAGACUGUAUGGGCUUUGAAAUCCCAGAUAACUUUGUGGUGGGAUAUGAUCUUGACUAUAAUGAAUACUUCAGGAUCUAA
Messenger RNA from Trachemys scripta elegans, 702 nucleotides. RefSeq names its product hypoxanthine-guanine phosphoribosyltransferase-like. Lineage: Eukaryota; Metazoa; Chordata; Testudines; Emydidae. The record is from RefSeq and is a predicted model, not a curated record. Gene Ontology annotation, molecular function: magnesium ion binding; hypoxanthine phosphoribosyltransferase activity. Gene Ontology annotation, biological process: guanine salvage; IMP salvage; hypoxanthine metabolic process.